AAUUAUGAAAUAUUUCUCAGACCUGUUUAUAUUUUCAAAAAGCUAGCUAGAUCUAUGAAUAUCCCAGUAGAUUCAAUGUCGGAUCUUGCAAGUACUUCCUCUGGUUCAGCAGAAGUAACCAACAUGGAAACUGAAUGUUCAGGUGAGCCUGUACAUACUCGUAAUGAUUUGAAAAACUUGGUCAAUACGUACAAUAAUAUUCACCAGGCUGUUGAAAUUAAACUUGGGCAUGUCAUUUAUCUUUGGAUGAAAAAUACAAAAAAAAUUGUUACAACUGUAAAAAUACUUGAAGAAAUUUUUAAAGAAAGACAACCUGAGAGUUUCAGCCAUAUCACUAAACAACUUUAUGUUUAUGUGAAACGUCCAUGUGACUCGUUUAAAAAAUUUAAAGUAACAAGGCACUGGUCUCAAAAUGUUGAAUUUCUGGAAAGACCAUUUAAUUUGCCACAAACUAGACCUAAACCGGUGGUGGUCCAAGAAGAAGUUCAAGUGAUGCAGCCAGAGCAAGAAGUUGUAGUUGAAGAAGGAACUAAGAAAUUAAAAACUGAUUGUUCAAAGUGUGCUCUAAAAAGAAAAUCUACAACUAUUUUGGUCAAGACAAAUAAAAUGUUAAAAAUGCAAGUCAAGGAAUUUAAAAUGGAACUAGAAACCAACAAAGUUUAUAAAAUUAAACACUUGAAUCAAAAAAUAAAAAGACUAACAGCACAACUAGAGCGACAGAAAAAAAUCAUUGCCCAAUUUAAAACAGCACAUAUAAAGCCUACAGCCCAAGUGACUGAAUCGUCCCCCACCCAAAGUUCCCCUUCAAACACCUCACCCUCCAAGUCCUCUUCUUCAAAAGUUUGUACACCAGCUGUUGUCAGUAUAGAUAGACAAAGGAAAUUGAAAAUCAAAAGCUUGAACCAGGCUAAAAGAAGAAACAUUGAGACCAUAAAUUUUUUGAAAGAGAAAUUGGAAGAAAAGAAUGGCAUUAUUUCACAGUUAAAGCAAAGAAUGAAACAAACCAACGAGAUGUACGAUUAUUUAUUGUUAGAACUUGAUGAGUGUCAGGCAGAUAUGAGAAACAAUAUGAAAGAAAAUAACAUUGAAGAAAGGAAUGUCAUAUAGUACUUUUGUAUGCUGUUUGAAAAACACAAACCUUCUGGUUCAUGUAUAUUUAUUUUUAAUUUUGUCUUCUUUAACUUCAAUGGCAUGUUAUUUUAUUAUCUUGUAUGUGUACAUAUGGGCAUAUA
Physella acuta is the source of this 1232-nucleotide messenger RNA. RefSeq lists its product as uncharacterized. Lineage: Eukaryota; Metazoa; Mollusca; Gastropoda; Physidae. The record is from RefSeq and is a predicted model, not a curated record.